This is a messenger RNA of Prorocentrum cordatum, 1221 nucleotides long. The record is from the annotation of a GenBank genome assembly. Lineage: Eukaryota; Dinophyceae; Prorocentrales; Prorocentraceae.
AUGCCCAGUUGUCGGGAGUACGCCAUGAAUAUACUUGCUGCAGAUUGGGAGUACAAUGAGCACGAGCUUGCAGAAUUACUCCCAGAGCAGGGCAAAUGGGCGAAAGAGUCUGCAACCUCUUUCGCGAGAAAGCAGGUCGACGAUUGGGAUUCGCAAGGUCUUGACUACUGUCCCUUUUCCAGCGUUACAGACAGAAGAGUGGGCGCGGAGGCGAUGAAGUCUCGCAUUUCGCAAGGACACUGGACGUUUGUGCCCGAGCGUGAACUUGAUGAGUGGUUUAGUGACUCAGAAAUCAAAGCUUUACACGGUGAGGUUACUGGCGGGUGCCUUCCAGACGGGACCGGCCGCAGAUGGCCAAGGAGCGUCGGCAGGGAGUCGAUGCACUUGGCUUGGUCGUCUUGCUCGAAGCAGUCUGGUGGCUGCAAAACCAUGCGUGAUGUGGUUCAUUGGAUGACGACGCGUGGCCUGACUCGGCUGCUUCUCGUUGGAGAUUCAAUGAUGGAGCAGUUUUGGGGCGCGGCGCAGUGCUCAUUAGAGAAGGAAGACUGUACGGCUGUUGAAGCCCCCCCUGGCCACAAGAGAGUGUCUUGUCCCUCCAGGUCUGGCACAGGCCGAGCAUUUGAGGAAAUUGAUUUCAUCAUGCUUCCAAUGCACCGCGUUGAACAAGGGUCCGGUGGACUCGACAAUGUAACUGCAGAGCUCGAUCGUGCAGACAUUGCCAUCGUCAACCAGGGGCAUCAUGGGCCAGACCACAUGGACGCCGUCAUGAAGCUGAUGGUUGAGAAGGCAAAGAAGAAUGUGGGGACGCAGCGGAAGGUUUUCUGGUCACAAUCAACGCAGCCCCAUUUCCCUGGUGAGGACGGCAGCUUCAAAGAGAGAGUCGCUCCAAACGACGUUGACUUCAACCAAGUUGACCCUUCGCUUAUGUUGUGUGGCCCCUUCAAGAACGACAGCAGGCAGUUCAGCGCAAACGCAGAUGCAGAAGCACUGUUGAAACAAAUCGAUGAUAAGAGCAAUGUGCGCGUGCUACCAUUUCAUCAGUUUAGCGCUGGCCGGUGGGACAUGCACGGCAACUGGGGCGGAAGGCGCGACGAGGCAGGGACCAAAGUGGACGUGGAUGCCCGUCGCUUGCACUGGCAAAAUGACUGUCUACACUUCGUCUACUCGCCAACCUUCUACGCGCCCUACUUUGGAUUGCUCAACGAGGCCCUCGAACGGUGA